Achroia grisella is the source of this 1365-nucleotide messenger RNA. RefSeq lists its product as uncharacterized. The transcript has a single exon. Gene Ontology annotation, biological process: response to heat; protein refolding. Bases 104 to 937 code for a protein of 277 amino acids. The record is from RefSeq and is a predicted model, not a curated record. Gene Ontology annotation, molecular function: protein folding chaperone. NCBI's taxonomy places the organism in Eukaryota, Metazoa, Arthropoda, Insecta, Lepidoptera, Pyralidae.
CAGUCUCGCCCCACGCCAACCAAGCCUAUAUAAGCGUUCGAGGCAACAACGCAACCCGCAUAAGAUAUUUCGAAAGCGCGAUAAGGAAAUCAAAACAAACGAAAUGCUCAAAUACGUUCUUCUCGCGAUCGGAAUUAUCAGUGUCGCGUACAGUGGUGAAAUAAAACGACAAAGAUUUAGAGACUCUUUUGAAGAACUCGACCGAUACAUCAGUCAUGCACUCUCGCAUCACUAUCUGUGGCCUUGGAGUCAGAUAGUUAGAACAGCAGCUGCUAUUGAUUCCGAAGCUAAUUUCGAUGGUUCUAGAAUAAUAUCAAACGAUAACAAGUUUGAAAUUAAACUAAAUGUUAAAAGAUUUAAACCGGAUGAGUUAAACGUCACUGUAAAUAAACACAAUAUAAUUGUGAAUGGAAUUCAUAAGAUUGGUAUUGAUGAUGGACAGAUAUACGUAAAGAAUAGGAUGUACCAGCGAUUCGAUUUGCCGCCGGAAUGUAAGUCUGAUGAAGUGAAGGCAAUUUUGAAUGAAAAUGGUAUCUUAAGCAUAUGGGCACCAAAACACAAAUUACCUCCACCACCACCGGAAAGGCAAGUGCCUAUUGAAGUUAGGUUACCAGUGGAGAAAACAGAAACACCGAUAGAAGACAGCACAGAAGAAGAUACAACAGAAAAAGAGGACGAGGAAUUGGUGAAAAAUAAAACAAAUAAAAAGAAGGAGACAUUUGUUGAUAAGAUAGAUGCUGUUAAAUUUGUGGAGCCCACCAAGUUAUCAACUGCAUCUCCAUUGUUGCAACAAGAAGACACAACAACUCACGUUGGUAAAAUAAGGAAGAAGGAAUUAAAAUCUACAACAAAAACAGUAAAAGAAAAUGAAGUAACGAAAGGUGGAGAAGGCAAUGGUCUAGAUUAUUUGCUCAUAGACGGAGAAGCAGUGGAAUGAAGAACAAAUAUUGGAAAUGUGUGUGAAAGACUGACUGAAGCUUUAAGUUUCGAGUGAUAAAACAUUGUAGCAAUUUUUCUAGGGAUUCAUCAACCGAAAGUAGAAAGCGUGUUGUUCCCAGUGAUUUAUUGUGGUUAUUUGUUUUAUAAAUAAACAUGUUAUUUAUUGUAAGUAAUAUUUUUUCAUUUCAUUUCGCUCUAGGGAUGCCGUAAUGCCUCGUAAUAUUUUGGUUUAUGAUACCGUGCUGUUUAUGUUAAUAGCUAAAAAGGCACGGAUUCGUUUAUUACGAUACGUAUAUUUGAUGUGUCUGUUUACUUUGUAAGAUAAAUGUUACACAUUUUGGUUUUAAUUAAACACGAAUAUUGCAUUAAUAAUAACAAACUUCAAUGAUAUCCAUCGAAAUAAUUAAAAUAUUGAUAAGUCAAGCA